Molecule: messenger RNA, 4738 nt
Organism: Biomphalaria glabrata
Lineage: Eukaryota; Metazoa; Mollusca; Gastropoda; Planorbidae
Exons: 12
Coding region: 340-3303 (987 amino acids)
Source: RefSeq, a predicted model, not a curated record
AUCUAUAAAAUAUUGAUCUAGAAUACAUCUAACUAUUCUAACAUUCUAACUUGGUUGAUUAUUUAAUUAGACGUCUAGAUCUAGAUCUAUAUAAGUUAAAGAUAGUUUACUUCCUAGUCCAAACCUCCCGCAGGAUGACGGGGGAUGGGAGCGGGCAGGGUUUGAACCCUCGACUGUCAAUAAAUCUGAACGACAGUCCAGCGCGCAAACCGCACAGUGACAGUCCUCAUAUAAUCUUUUCUGGAUUACAUAUUAGACAGUAAUCCAGCCAUUAUUGAGAUAAUCAUAAAAAAGGAGAAACAAGAAAAAAGAAUCAAGUAACAAUGUACAUAUAAAAAAAUGGAGAAUCCAGAAGCAUUAUUGGAUUUUUUAACCAUCAGGUCAUGGAAAGAACGUUACCACACAGACUCAGAGACUGACGAGUCUAUCAAAACAUUGCUGACUAAUAAUGAAGAGGACUUGGAAUCUUUUGUUAGAGACUUUACUAUUGAUGACUCCAUCUCUGAUUGUUUUGCUGAGGAUUUGGAUGACAAAAACUCAACUGUUUUUAAGGCAUCAGAUCCACCUGACCUUGAUUUCAUGUACAGUAGAACAUUUCACAGCCCAGGCACAACACCACGAAACUUUCAUAAUCCUGCUGGUUCUAGUCACCCACAGAGAUUCUUGACUUUUGAUGAAAGGAGGAACACGUUUCCUGCUUUUCAAAAAACAAAAGACAGUCAACCAUGUGAAAUUACAAUACCCUCACAAGACACACUCUGCUUUCCAGUGGAUCAACUGAAUCAAAGUUCUCACACUGUUAGGAGAGGACAGAACAAUCCAGGAACUUUAGAAAUUUGUUCAACUCUUCAGCCGUCACAGAAUUUAGAUAAUAAGCGUGACUCUGAAACAUGUUUUAUUCCUGCUGUGCCUUUCAGCUCUAAAAUCACAGAGACUGGGACGAAACUGGAUAAAGUCUCAAAUCUCUGCAAGCAAUCCAAGUUUGGCUUAAAGCAGGUCUGGAGCAAUACUCUGAAAAAGUGCAUUACAAAAACUGAUUCUAUUCAAAAUGAUGACAAUGACGACAGUCUCUUUGUUAAUGUCAAACGAUUCAAAACUGAAAACAAUCAUGUUGGGCCUAGUAAUAUUCCCCCUGCAUUGACCUCAGAACAUAUACAAGAUUUUGAUGAUCUCUGUCCAGUUAAAGUGUGCACACAGCUUCAAGGUAAAUCUGAGCCACACUUGAGUAACUCAAAAGCUUGUAUCAUAGAUAAUAGUGAUCAGAAGGUUUUCAAUAGACCAAGUGAGCUAUUUCUUCACAGUAAAUCUGCAGAGGUUAUCAGUGACCAUUUGCCUAAUGCAGCUCCACAAGAUACUAGAGCUAAACAGACAGUUUCCAGUGAGCAUGCCCAACAAAAUAUCACCCCCAUACAUUGUUCUGAUUUGAGAAGAAAUGAACUAGAAAAGAAUCCACAUAAAUUAUCUUAUUUGACGAAGAGUGAUAAUGUGGCAGAGGUGUCUAAUAAUAUAGGAUCAGGUAUCACUGAUAAUGGGGAAACAAUUAUUAAAAAUAAAACCAUGGAUGGCACCAGUAUCAGUCCUGACAUGAAGAUUGGUCUUCUGGAUAAAAUAAACCAGGCACUUUUCCAGAGAACCUUAGUAACACUACUGAAGCAGUCAAGAUGCACCAGUCUGCUGGCAGAUAUUCUUGAAACAUUAGUAAAUGGCAAAGUGCUUGAAACCUUGUGUGCAGCUGUGGAUCAGUUGAAGCAGUUGUUGUACAUUUCAAAUUUGCCUCAAGAUGUCAGCAGACUGCUGAAAUUAAUUCACAAAAAUUUGGAAAACACCUUCAGCCAGUUGUCACAUCUCAAAGCCACAGUGGAAAAACUAAAUAUUGAAAUGCCACUCACUCUAAUGCCUUCAGAUGAACAAAAUCGAGAUCAUGAAUUUCAGUCCAGAACACUAUUGGCAGACACUUACAAUAUCAUCAAGAAGCAUCCUCCAGAUUUGAACGACAAAAUUCAAGACUUGAUCUCAUUUCAUUUGAAGUCCAAGCUUCUCACUCUGACUUCUGGUCAGGUAUCCCAAUUGGAAUCUUUUACUCCAGUGACGCUGGAAACUUUGAAUCCUCACAAUCAACCAAUAAGUAAGGAACAUAAUUUCAGGAUGGUGCUAAAUUCUAAGGAAAACUACUCUCAUCACAACACAUCAAACUUCAAGGGAGAAAGCUUGCAAAGCUCAUCUCAAGAUGCACAGUGUAGGGUGGUUGAAGAUAAGCCUCUGGCCAUUCAAAACAGAAAUAUACAACUACACCAAAAUAGUGAAAUUAGGUAUCCAUGUUUAAAUGUAUCGGAUUACUCAUCUGAAAAGAUGACGCCUCAUGAAUCUGGACAUCUUUCUGCACCUGAACACCUCCAUUAUAAGUCUGCAAGAUCACAUGACUGCAAAUGUCAUCAGUCCAGCAGGCAUGGGCACAAGUGCCAAGAGAAGAGACCAGAUCACUGUAAACACAGGCAUAGAGAUACUCGACGGUGCAGAAGGAAAAAAAGAUCAGUUAGCGACACCAGACAUACCAGGAGACGGCACACAAUCAGCUCUUUUACCACAAGUUCAGCCUACACACCGUCCACUACCAUUUCAGCACAGAGUACUGACCGUCACAGGAGACGCAGGGGAAGCCACACAUUCAGAUCAAGUAGCUCAUCCAAAUCAUCCAGGCUACGCAGCAAUGACUAUGAUGAUUAUUGGAGUGACAAUGAGAGUGAUGAUGAUGAUGACGACGAUGAAAGCUUUGCCCCAUUGGUUCGGUUGAAUUUGGACAAUGAAGAUUUACCAGACGAGGCACUGAGAAUAGACAGGCUCCACAGACAUCUUGAGUCUGUCCAGAAACUGCAUCAGAACAGUGAGGACAUCAUAGAGACCAUCAUCACUGGGACUGGGGAGAAACUGGUUCCGCAUGAUCGCUUUGCGUCUGGCACAUCAUACACAAGGACGCUCCCUUUGGGACACAAAGAGUCCAGUGACUCCUGGUUGGUAGCUGAUCAAGCAGAGCAUUCCAAUUCUUCCACAAAGGCAAAAAGUGAGGGUCUUAAAUCCUCAAAGCUGAAAGUGUUUAAGCCUAGAGGACUAUCUGCAGCACAACUUUUCAACCAUGAGAAGGCAUUAUUGAAGAAUAUGAGAGAAUUGACUGACAGUGAGUUUGAAGAGACAUUUGAAAGGAGGCAUGACAUCAAUGUCAAAAGAAGACAACAAAUGGAUUCUGAAAUCCCUUGGGAUCAACUCAGUUUUUCAGAAUCUGAGUCAGAUGAUCAAAUUGUGAAGUGAUUGGUGCUGUCUUUAAUGAAAUCCAGAUCCAAUAUUUCUAUUCCUACUAAAUUUUAAUGUAUAACUUUUUAGCUCUAUUAUAAUUGCCAUGUUAAUUGUAGGCCUAUUACUGGUAGGCUGACUAUGUUUGUUAUUGAACCAAUCCCCCCCCCCUCCCCCCGUACUUAUACUUAAAUAAAUAUUCAUGCAGAGACUACUGCAAACUAUUGUGAUACAAAUCUGAUCAAAUUCAGAAUUAUUUUUCUUUACACUUUUUUUUUAAAGAUUGUCAUUUUUGACAAAUAUUUGUUUUAUAUUUUUAUAUUCCUAAUAUAAAUAUAUACAUGCUAUAUUUUAUUUUGUACCUGUACUUUCAAUGGGAGUUGGGUUUUUUCCUACUUACUUAGAGCCUGUCAUCCCUGAUGGCCUACAGGUCACUUAACAACAGAUCUCCAUAAUCCCAUGUUGUGGGCCAUCCUUUCCAUCUUAUUACAUAUGUAAUCAAGCAUUAUGGUGUUUGCAUCUAGGUUAAGUCGCCCAGUCGCUUCUUAGACAUUCCCUAUCUCUUUCUUUUCCCUUGUGCGUUUUAUUGCUUGCCAGAGAUGCCACUAUUUGUGCAAAGUGUCCAAUCUAGCCUUAUCUUCUCUUUCUGAUUUCUUCAGAUGUAAAGCAUUCCAUGAAGGUAGCUGUUAAUACAAACUUAUAUUUUUCUUCUGCUAGUUUUAGUUGUCUUCCAGUUCUGGGCUCUACAUUGCAACACAGCUUUACCAUUUUCCUUUUGAGUCGAAGGAAAUUUUAUUUUGAAAUUCAGAUAUUGAGCUGUAUGAAGGCAUUUUGUUUUGCCUAUCCUUGCUCUGAUAUCAGCAUUCUGUCUAUGAUGCUACACUGUAAGGACUCUAUGGUACAUUCCUCCAAAAGAAUAGGUUCUGUAUUGGUAGAGUUAAUUUCUUUGAUUAUAGAAAAUUUUGAGUCUUUUUAAUUUUUAAAGCAACUUAUGAAACCAUGGAUCUCAAUAAAUUUUUCAUUGUUUGUGAAUGAAUAUCCCAAUAAUAGUUUGCCAUUUCUAUAGCCAGGUUGAUAUACAUUUUGAAUCUUAUUACUCAAUAUAUAUUUAUAGUGCUCCAGUAACUGCUAAUGGUAAUUAUUAUAGUUCAAAUAUUUAUAUUUGUAAUGCUUAUACUCCUUUAUAUAUUAGCAACAUUUUUUGCAUAGUCAUAUGAAACACUGCACUCAUACUUAAUCUUCUGCAUUGAAGACAUUGCCAUUAUUAUUAUCAACAUUAUAGUAAUUGCACAAGUUUGAAUAUUUAUGUAGUGUGAAAACCUUUGACGCAGAUACUGUCUAAGACUAUGUUGUUGUUUUUUACAAUUUGGCAUUGCAUUCCCUUAUUUGAUAAAUAUUUUGUGAUAUACCGGGUAAUAAAACAAAUUUUUAAAUUUAUAAAAUAAAACCUAAA